AUGCGACUCUUUUCUUCGCUAUGUCUCCUUCUCCUGGCGUUUCUCGGUGCCGUGUCGGCGCGGAGCGCGAUUGGAAAUAAAGUCCUUGUGGUGUUGGAAGAUGAAUCGCAGAAGUCACUUUAUUCCAAGCUCUGGGCUGACUUAGAGGCGCGGGAAUUCCAAUUGUCCUUCGAAUCACCCCGAAACGACGGCCUGUCCCUUUUCACACAUGGCCAGUUGGCUUAUAAUCAUCUACUCCUUGCACCACCGAAAUCCAAGGGCUACGGACCAGCAUUGACACCCAAGCUCCUCCUCGACUACGUCAACGCGGGCGGAAACGUCCUGUUAGGCCUAUCCUCCGACUCGGGAACGCCCUCCGCCAUCUCCUCCCUACUGCUCGAAUUCGACAUUUCAUUACCUCCUGACAAGACCUCUGUUGUCGUGGAUCACUUCAACUUCGAUAUUGUCUCCGCUUCCGAGAAACAUGAUGUCCUGCUCGUCAACCGUCCCGGUCCUUUGAGACCGGAUGUGGUCAAUUUCUUUGGUGGUGACGGCAUUUUGGCUGUGCCGAAAACAGUUGGACAAACACUAGGGAACACCAGUCCUUUACUGGCGCCGAUUCUGAAGGCACCAACAACUGCAUAUGCAUACAAUCCAAAAGAGGAUACAGAAAGCGUGGAAGAACCAUUCGCCACCGGAUCGCAACUGACAUUGAUUUCUGCGAUGCAGGCGAGAAAUUCUGCUCGAUUUACGGUUCUUGGAUCAUUAGAAAUGUUACAAGAUAAAUGGUUCGACGCCUCCGUCAAGGCUCCUGGUGGAAAGAGUGUCAAGACUGUCAAUCGAGACUUUGCAAUGCAACUGACGGCGUGGACAUUCAAGGAGGUUGGUGUCCUCGAGGUCUGGAGUGUCCAACACCAUCAAAUCACCACGUCCGCCAAAUCGGGCGAGAACACUACGCAACUGGGUGAAUACAAUCCCGGUAUCUAUCGAAUCAAAACCGACGUGAAAUUCGCCAUUGAAAUCGCCCAAUGGGACCGUACGCAAUUUAUCCCUUUCGUCGUCCCUGACACAGACGCCCUCCAGCUCGAAUUCAGCAUGCUCUCGCCGUUCCACCGCAUCCCGUUGUCCCCCACCUAUCACAGCGCAAACAGCACUGUAUUCACCACGACCUUUACCACGCCCGACCAGCACGGCAUCUUCACAUUCAAAGUCAAUUACAAACGACCUUUCUUGACAUAUCUCGAGGAGAAGAGACAGGUCACUGUCCGCCAUGUCGCCCACGAUGAGUGGCCUCGGUCCUGGGCCAUUAGCGGCGCCUGGCCCUGGAUCGGUGGUCUAUGGAGCGUGGUUGUGGGCUUUUUACUCUUUGUGGUCCUGUGGUUGUACUGUGAGACGCCGAAGGAAGAGGUUGAGAGGAGGCGGAAGCUCAGUGUUAGUCUGGCUGGUUCGAAGUGA
Rhinocladiella mackenziei CBS 650.93 is the source of this 1434-nucleotide messenger RNA. RefSeq lists its product as uncharacterized. Bases 1 to 1434 code for a protein of 477 amino acids. Gene Ontology annotation, cellular component: endoplasmic reticulum membrane; oligosaccharyltransferase complex. NCBI's taxonomy places the organism in Eukaryota, Fungi, Ascomycota, Eurotiomycetes, Chaetothyriales, Herpotrichiellaceae. The record is from RefSeq and is a predicted model, not a curated record. The transcript has 4 exons.